Messenger RNA from Budorcas taxicolor (takin), 3807 nucleotides. It is a transcript of the gene PSD3, whose product is annotated as pleckstrin and Sec7 domain containing 3. Gene Ontology annotation, molecular function: guanyl-nucleotide exchange factor activity. Gene Ontology annotation, biological process: regulation of ARF protein signal transduction. The transcript is spliced from 17 exons. NCBI's taxonomy places the organism in Eukaryota, Metazoa, Chordata, Mammalia, Artiodactyla, Bovidae. The record is from RefSeq and is a predicted model, not a curated record. Bases 1 to 3807 code for a protein of 1268 amino acids.
AUGGCCGAGAGGCACCCGCAGACGAAAACAUCCUUCCUCUUCGUGCAGCUGCGGGCGCCCCCUGCGCGCGUGCGGCCCGCCCCGGCUCCAGCGCGGACCGCGGCCGCGGGGGGCCCGGAGGAGGGCCGCCCUUUCCCCGGUCCCGGGGCCGGCUCCUCGGCGGGCGGGGCCCUCGGGCCCCCUCCCCGGGCUGGCCCGCCCCCGCCGAGGCCGGGCCGUGGGACCGCGGCGCCAGCUGCCCCCUGUUGCUCGGCUCCCGCGCAGGGCGAGGAGAAAACCCGGGCCCUGGAUGCGCGGAGGGGGCGCGCUCGCGGACCCCACGGUCGCAGGCGCUCCCCGGCGCCCGCCUCCGGCGCGCGUGGACGGCGGCAGCCCCGGCCAUGCAGACCCCCUAGCCCGGCUCCCGGCAUGGCCGACGGCGGCCGCAGCCCCUCGGCGGGCUGGACUCCCUGGCCGGACGGUCCUGCCCGUCCCGGCCCGCAGGCUCGGGACGCCUCGGGGUGCUCCCUUCCGCAGGCCCAGGCUGCCGACGGCGCUCAGAGCCCGGGGUCCCGGCGCGGAGCCGAGGCGUCGGCCCGCAGCCCCGCGCGCCCGCGGAGCACUCAGGGCACGGGCACCCCCGCGCGGGCCAGCCGCGCCAGGCUCUGCAGGCACCGUGCGCCCCUCCAGACCAGCAGGAGCUGCGCCGCCCCGCCUGCCGCCCUGCCUCUCAAGGCAGAGACAUUUGUUUGGGUUAACAAUGCAUCAGCACAUUCCCAGAGUGUUGCCAAGGCCAAAUAUGAAUUUUUAUUUGGCAGAUCUGAAGAGAAAACUCCAGAUACUAGUGAUCAUGGAGGAAGCACUUUACUCCCCCCGAACGUCACGAAUGAGUUUCCGGAGUAUGGGACCAUGGAAGGAAGUGGAGAAGGCUUGAGAGCCUCUCUGGAGUUUGAUGCCGAGUCUCUGCUGCGCUGCCCAGGGGGCCCGCAGGGGGCGCAGCCCCUUGCCGACCAUCACUCUGGGCCUGUCACUGUCACCAGAGGACCAAAAGACAUCAGAGGGCUCCCAUCUCAAAGUCACUUCAAGGAACCGAGUUUACAACCCAUUGACUCUCUGAUCUCAGCUCUGAAAGCCACAGAGGCCAGAAUAGCUUCAGGAACGUCGCAGGCUACAAAGGUACUGGAUGGAGCUGCGGUUUCUACUUUUUCAGCUCAGCAGGGCGGGCAGGAGCCAGACACCGCCAGUCAUAAAGCACGGAAGGCCCACGUGCUGUUCCCUGCUGGCUGCGAAAAGUUGCCCGAUAUACCUCUUUCAGCCAAAGUUCCGACUGGGGAACAUUUUUAUUUGAGCAUCCAGGAGGAUUUGACUGCACUAUUAACUGGAGAGACUCAAGCAGAGCCAUCCCUAAGAGCUAGUAAUGGAAGAAAGGGGGCUGUCCACGUGCAAGAGCCAGCUGGUCCAGCAUCCUUGGUGGGCAGCCCUGCGACCCCCAGCUCAGCGGGCGGUGCCGGUUUGUUGAGAGAGAGGAGGUCUGACCAGAGAGAGCACCCCGGGCAGUAUGCUCAAGGACGCCCAGGCCAGGGCAAGCAUGUGGCAUUUCAAGGGGUGGAAACACCGUGGACUGGAGGGGAGGAGAGAGAGAACAGGCACCCUGCGGGUGUUCAGAUGCCGCCAGGAAGGACAGCCCCUCCCGAGAGCAAAGAGUUUUCCAAAGUGCCCAGCCACCUUGUCUCGUCUGCCGCUCUGCGUGACUCAGCUCCUCCCGAGAGGCCGUGUCCCGCCGAGCCUCUGCUUGAGACGGUAGAGGACGAGGUCUUCUUAAGGGAGGACAAGGAGCACCUGGAGAGGAGAGCUGAACCGGAGAGGGCCGGGGAAAGGAUUCUUGAGCAAGUGGAGCACUUUCGGGGUGGAGAUGAUGACAUCCUUGGGUCCGGAUACGCAGAAGACUCCACUGAUGUGUACAGCUCCCAGUUCGAGACCAUUUUAGACAACACCUCUUUAUACUACAGUGCUGAGUCCUUGGAGACUUUGUAUUCAGAGCCCGACAGCUACUUCAGCUUUGAAAUGCCCCUCACUCCAAUGAUACAGCAACGCAUUAAGGAAGGCGGGCAGUUCCUCGAAAGGACGUCGGCGGGAGGACAGCAGGAUGUCCUGAGCAUCUCGGCAGACGGCGGGAUAGUGAUGGGCUGUUCCAGUGGGAUCGCCAACGGGCUGAGUGGCUCCAGUAACUCCAUCUACGUGAAGGGCACCCCAGAGAUCGCUUUCUGGGGAAGACCUCAACGGAAGGAGUCUAUCGUCCGAAUGGAUGCCCCAGACUGCAAUGCUGGGGUGAAGACAGCUCUGCUAGAGGCUCAUUCUGAAAUGGGGAGCACUGAAAUUCUGGAAAAGGAAGCCUCAGGGAGUCUCAGUAAUUGUACCAGCAGCAACAUCGAAGCAGCCAAAAGGCUGGCCAAGCGCCUUUAUCAACUCGACAGGUUCAAAAGGUCGGACGUGGCAAAGCACCUAGGCAAGAACAAUGAAUUUAGCAAACUAGUUGCGGAAGAAUAUUUGAAGUUUUUUGAUUUUACAGGAAUGACACUGGAUCAAUCUCUCAGGUAUUUCUUUAAAGCAUUUUCUCUUGUGGGAGAAACCCAAGAACGAGAGAGAGUUUUAGUACACUUCUCCAAUAGAUAUUUUUACUGUAACCCAGAUACCAUUGCUUCACAAGAUGGGGUCCAUUGCCUUACCUGUGCAAUGAUGCUUCUUAACACAGAUCUCCAUGGCCAUAAUAUCGGAAAGAAGAUGACCUGCCAAGAGUUCAUCGCAAACCUCCAAGGGGUAGAUGAAGGUGGUGAUUUCUCCAAGGAUCUACUGAAAGCGCUGUACAACUCAAUCAAGAAUGAGAAGCUCGAAUGGGCAGUAGACGAUGAAGAGAAAAAAAAGUCUGUGUCCGAAGGUGCCGACGAGAAGGCUAAUGGAACGCAUCCAAAGAGCAUCAGCCGCAUUGGGAGCACCACCAACCCAUUCCUGGACAUUCCUCACGACCCCAAUGCCGCUGUGUACAAAAGCGGGUUCUUGGCUCGGAAAAUCCAUGCAGAUAUGGAUGGAAAGAAGACUCCAAGAGGCAAGCGAGGAUGGAAGACCUUUUAUGCUGUACUAAAGGGGACAGUGCUUUACCUGCAAAAGGACGAAUAUAAGCCAGAGAAGGCCCUGUCGGAGGAGGACCUGAAAAACGCCGUGAGCGUGCACCACGCGCUGGCGUCCCAGGCCACCGACUACGAGAAGAAGCCCAACGUGCUCAAGCUGAAGACGGCUGAUUGGAGGGUCUUGCUUUUUCAAGCCCAGAGCCCGGAGGAAAUGCAGGGAUGGAUAAGCAAGAUUAACUGUGUCGCAGCUGUGUUUUCGGCACCGCCGUUUCCAGCUGCCAUUGGGUCUCAGAAGAAGUUUAGUCGCCCGCUGCUGCCUGCCACCACAACAAAAUUGUCUCAGGAGGAGCAGCUGAAAUCUCACGAGAGCAAGCUGAGGCAGAUCACCACGGAGCUGGCGGAGCACCGCUCCUACCCGCCGGACAAGAAGGUUAAAGCCAAGGAGGUGGACGAGUACAAGCUCAAAGACCACUAUCUGGAGUUCGAGAAAACCCGCUAUGAGAUGUACGUCCGCCUCCUGAAAGAGGGGGGCCUGGAGCUCCUGAGCGGCAGCAAGGGGGGCCCCGCGGGCCUGAAGAAGUCGCACUCCAGCCCCUCGCUGAACCCAGACACGUCUCCGGUCACUGCCAAGGUCAAGCGCAACGUGUCGGAGAGGAAAGAGCACCGACCUGAAACGCCGAGCAUUAAGCAGAAAGUUACUUAG